Molecule: messenger RNA, 1989 nt
Organism: Micromonas pusilla CCMP1545
Lineage: Eukaryota; Viridiplantae; Chlorophyta; Mamiellophyceae; Mamiellales; Mamiellaceae
Exons: 4
Coding region: 1-1989 (662 amino acids)
Biological process (GO): regulation of apoptotic process; ubiquitin-dependent protein catabolic process
Molecular function (GO): protein binding
Source: RefSeq, a predicted model, not a curated record
AUGGCCGCCAAGAGCGUAAUUCACGAUCGCCUGAGAGCGCGAUGGGCGAAGCAGGGCGGCGGCCCGGAGAUGGAGGCGAGGCUGCGCGCGGCGAAGGAGGAGCUCGCGCGGCGCGAGAAGGUGGCGAGAGCGCGCGCCUCCGGGACGUCGCUUCCCGAGUCGAUGCUGACGCCGACGCGAGAUCCGGCGACGGUCGCGGCGACGGACGCGGGCGCGGACGCGUCGACGCCGCCGAAAACGCCGCAAAUUUCCGUCGACGCCAUCAUGGAGGAAGCGAGAGAGGAGAUCGCGAAGCGCGUCGAGCGCGCGCGGACGGAGGGCGUCCGGGAGGGAGACCCGCGAUUGAUUCAUCCCGACGACGACGACGAAGAGCUCAAGGCGCUGGAGGCGGGCUGCGUCGUCGUCGGCGGCGAGAAGACGCGCGUCUUGACCCCGCCGGAGACGAUCGACCCCGCGCAUCCGAUCGCGCGGUUGAAAGACGACGCGAACGCGGCGCUGCGGCGCGGCGAGUACGAGCUCGCGAAGGCGCUCUACGACGAGGCGCUCGCACCCACCGGGGAGAAGAAGACGGCUCUCGGCCUGCUCCCCGCGGACCUCGCGGGCGUCCUCCUCAGCAAUCGCUCGAAGGCGCGCCUGCUGUUGGACGAGCCGGAGAUCGAGCUCGCGUGCGCGGACGCCGUCGCCGCGUGCGCGCUGUGUCCGAACUGGGCGAAACCGCGCGCGCGGCUCGCGGAGGCGCGAGACCGCUUCCCGCGCGACCCCGCGCGCGCGCUCGAGGGCGCGUACGCGCUGGCGAUGAAAGCGUGUCGCGAGGGCGAGGCGAUCGCGGCGCGGUGCGGGGAUAAGUCGCGGCCGUUCGAGAAGCUGAUCGACGAGAUCGCAUUGAAAGCGGCGCGGGAUGGAAGCGUCGCCGGGUUCGACGGGAGGUACAUAUACGUUCGAAGCGCGGGCGAAGAAGCCUGGCUCGGCAAACGCGCGCCGGAGAACCCCGCGUUCGACGCGGACGACGACGGCGACCGCGAUCGACCUCGGCCGGACGACCCCAAGGCCCCGAUCCACGCGCGAUCGAUCGCAGAGGCGAUGGACGCGUGCGAGGACGGCGACGUCGUGUUGCUUCUUCGCGGCAUUCACAACGGGCUCGGCCAGGCGUGCCUCGUGGACAAGCGGAUCUUGAUCCGCGGCGAGGGCGCGCUGAAAGAGGCCACCGUGGACUGUCGAUCGAACGUGCCGCUGUUUCGCGUGACGCGACCGUGCGUGAUUCAAAACGUCGACGUCGACUUCACCGGCUUCAGUCAGGCGAUUCACGUCGAAGGCGGCGACGCCGUCGACGCGCUCAUCGAGAACUGCCGGAUCAAAGCCUCGGGCGACGACGGGAUUUGCGUCGACGGCAGCGCGAGGCCGACGUUUCGAAACUGCGACGUGACGGGCAAGAAGAGCGCGCUGCGAACGAUGGGCAACGCGCGCGCCGAGCUCGUGGACUGCAAGCUGCACUGCUGCGAGACUUCGGGGGUCAAGACGUUCGGCGAGUCGCGCGCGACGCUCCGCGACUGCCACAUCGAAAACUGUCAACACGAGGGCGUCGUCGCGAUGCAGAGGAGCACGGUGCACAUGGAGAACUGCGUCGUCGUGGACAACAAAGGGCCGGGCGUGGACGCCUCGGACGACGCGCGCGUCGUCCUCGUCGACGUCGUCGUCGACGACAACGUCGGAGGCGUCUGGUUAUGGGACCACGCGUCGUGCGACGUCCGCGGCGGCGUCGUGCGAGGCGGCGCGUCGCACGCGGUCCUCGCGGACGAGGAGACGACGCCGCGGUUCGGACGCGGCGCGAGAAUCGAGGGCGUCGUCGAGGCGACGGCGAGGGCGCGCGAAGACGUCGCGCCGGGACGAGAUGGCACCGUCGCGUUGACGCAUCCGGCGAAGCCGACGUCGUUGCCGCCGGACUCGGGGUGUUUCGCGUUCGAGUACACGAUGUUCGACCGGAAGCAGUGA